UCCGCUCCAUCAGCUGCGCCAGUCACUUUGUCACGAGCCCAGGGGACACGCAGACAUGUACGGCGGGUUCAUAACACCACCGAAUGAUUCCGGUACGCAUUUUGGCGUACUUUUCUGGCACAAAGACGACUUCUUGACUGCCUGCGGCCAUGGGACCGCAGCACUUGGAUACUGGGAAGUUUCCAGGGGCCUAUUGAAAGCUCCUGAAGGCGGCGGUGUGGUUGGCGUAGUUAUUGACAUACCUUCUGGUCGCGUGGUAGUGAAAAUAGUGGUCGAGGGCGGAAAGCUGGUACAGGCCAUCUUUCGUCAACGUCUCCAGUUUCCAAUUCGCAAAAUCCUUACCUUUGGUUUGAGCUUCGCGGGUGCAGCCAAUGCCUCGGUGGACGCAGCUCAGUUGGGGCUCAAGGUGGAGCCCAGCAACGUGAACCGGUUCAUCAGCUUGGGGAGGGAAGUUGAGCUCACUAUGUGA
Truncatella angustata is the source of this 469-nucleotide messenger RNA. RefSeq lists its product as uncharacterized. The transcript has 2 exons. Gene Ontology annotation, molecular function: hydro-lyase activity. The record is from RefSeq and is a predicted model, not a curated record. NCBI's taxonomy places the organism in Eukaryota, Fungi, Ascomycota, Sordariomycetes, Amphisphaeriales, Sporocadaceae. Bases 56 to 469 code for a protein of 137 amino acids.